AUGUCUUCUACCUGUUUUUACAACGAGAAAGACACCUACUUCGCUCUCCGUGAAGCUAAAUCAAUAAAAGGAAUUUCUCUUGUCCGUUAUCGACAUCGUAAUCCAGUUCCUGCACCGCUACGUUGUCUUGAUGAUAUUGCACCUUCAGAAGCUUGUUACCAUCCUGAACCGUCAAGAAAUAUUAUUAAUUUAAUUCAAUACAAUAGUGUAGGGUAUACUGAUCGAUUUGCGAAUAAACAAUUAUGUUAA
This is a messenger RNA of Rotaria sp. Silwood2, 249 nucleotides long. NCBI's taxonomy places the organism in Eukaryota, Metazoa, Rotifera, Eurotatoria, Philodinida, Philodinidae. The record is from the annotation of a GenBank genome assembly.